Messenger RNA from Lachancea dasiensis, 924 nucleotides. The record is from the annotation of a GenBank genome assembly. NCBI's taxonomy places the organism in Eukaryota, Fungi, Ascomycota, Saccharomycetes, Saccharomycetales, Saccharomycetaceae.
AUGUCGUACUCGUAUCUAGCCGAUUCAACCUAUGGGAAGGACAAUGUCAAGUUCCUGAAGGUGAAGAAGGACAAGCAAAACCAAAAGGUCCAUGAGAUUAUGGAGGCUACUGUGUGUGUUUUGCUCAAAGGUGAUUUCGAUGUUUCUUACACAGAGGCUAACAACGCACCAAUUGUUCCCACUGACACCGUUAAGAACACAAUCUUGAUUUUGGCUAAGAAAUACGACACUUUUCCUCUCGAGAAGUUCGCUGCCAGACUGGCCUUGCACUUCACCUCCAAAUACGCUCACGUUUCUGGCUUGACCGUCAAAAUCACUCAAGAUCGUUGGGCCAAAUACAACGUCGACGGCAAGCCGGCACAUCAUUCGUUUGUCCACCAGGGUCCUGAAAAGAAGAUCAUUUGUCUAGACUAUGAUAAGAAGAAUGGACCAUCCAAGUAUUCUCUUUCAACUUCGAUCAAAGACCUAACCGUUUUGAAGUCUACAAACUCUAUGUUUUACGGCUACAAUGUCUGUGACUACACAACCUUGAAGCCUACCAAUGACCGUGUUUUGUCUACCGAUGUCUUUGCCACUGUUGACUGGUGCCCAAAGAGACUAGGAUGCUUGAACAGCAUUUCCUCUGGGUCCAAGGACGAGAUCUUCAACCACACUUACCUAACUGCUCGCGACAUCACUCUCGAUACUUUUGCUAAGGAGAAUUCCCCAUCCGUGCAGGCCACGAUGUACAACAUGGCGACCGCCAUUUUGAAGGCCGCUCCCCAAGUUGCCUUUGUUAAUUACGAAUUGCCCAACAAACACUACUUCCUGUUUGACCUCAAAUGGUUCGAGGGAUUGGAAAACGACAACGAAUUGUUUUACCCAUCUCCACACCCAAAUGGUUUGAUCAGAUGCAAGGUUGGGCGCAACCAAGCAAAAUUGUAG